AGCAAAGAAAUUGCCAUGCCAGAAAAUUUACAGAAGAAUUGGCUUCGGGAAUUUUAUCAGGUUGUCCAUGCACACAAACCCCAUUUCAUGGCUUUACACUGUCAAGAAUUCGGAGGGAAAAACUACGAAGCUUCAAUGUCUCACGUGGACAAGUUCGUGAAAGAACUGUUAUCAAGUGAUGCAAUGAAAGACUACAACAGAGCUCGAGUUUACCUGGAUGAGAACUAUAAAUCACAGGAACAUUUCACGGCUCUAGGAAGUUUUUACUUUCUUCAUGAAUCUUUGAAAAACAUCUACCAGUUUGAUUUUAAAGCUAAGAAGUAUAAAAAGGUUACUGGGAAAGAAAUCUACUCUGACACUUUAGAAAGCACACCCAUGCUGGAAAAAGAGAAGUUUCCACAGGAUUAUUUCCCUGAGUGCAAGUGGUCCAGAAAAGGUUUCAUUCGAACAAGGUGGUGUAUUACUGAUUGUGCCUUUGACUUGGUAAACAUUCAUCUUUUCCAUGAUGCUUCCAAUUUAAUUGCUUGGGAAACAAGCCCAUCGGUUUACUCAGGAAUACGGCAUAAGGCUCUUGGCUAUGUACUUGAUAGAAUUAUUGAUCAGCGAUUUGAGAAAGUUUCAUAUUUUGUGUUUGGAGAUUUCAACUUCAGACUGGAUGCCAAAGCAGUAGUAGAGACACUAUGUGCAAAGGCCACAAUGCAGACCAUCCGGGCAGCUGACACAAAUGAAGUAGUCAAGCUAAUAUUUCGUGAAUCUGAUAAUGACCGAAAGGUUAUGCUGCAAUUAGAAAAGAAGCUCUUUGACUAUUUUAAUCAAGAUGUAUUUAGAGACAACAAUGGCACUGCGCUUUUAGAAUUUGACAGAGAGCUGUCAGUCUUUAAAGACAGAUUGUAUGAACUGGACAUCUCAUUUCCUCCCAGUUAUCCCUACAGCGAGGACUCUAGCCAGGGAAGGCAGUACAUGAACACGAGAUGUCCAGCCUGGUGCGACAGAAUCCUGAUGUCCCACUCAGCCAAGGAGCUCAUUCUGAAAUCAGAAAAUGAUGAGAAGAUAGUAAUAUAUGACCACAUUGGGCCAAAUGUCUGCAUGGGGGAUCACAAGCCUGUGUUCCUGUCCUUUCGAAUAGCUGCUGGGGCAGGAAAAAGAUGCCUACGAAGUGAGAAGAUUUUCCGUGAAACCACACUGUAGCCAGGAGGGAAGGCAGCACACUGAAAUCUGUAAUCCUAACAGCUGUAUUGAUAAAUCCAGUCCUGAGUGCCACAUUUUUAGACUGCUGAUCGUACACUAUGCUUCAGCAUCUGGACUCUGUUCGAGAGACGCCUCA
Passer montanus (Eurasian tree sparrow) is the source of this 1324-nucleotide messenger RNA. It is a transcript of the gene INPP5A, whose product is annotated as inositol polyphosphate-5-phosphatase A. The transcript is spliced from 16 exons. Bases 16 to 1188 code for a protein of 390 amino acids. Gene Ontology annotation, biological process: phosphatidylinositol dephosphorylation. NCBI's taxonomy places the organism in Eukaryota, Metazoa, Chordata, Aves, Passeriformes, Passeridae. The record is from RefSeq and is a predicted model, not a curated record. Gene Ontology annotation, molecular function: inositol-polyphosphate 5-phosphatase activity.